Messenger RNA from Ilex paraguariensis (yerba mate), 310 nucleotides. Lineage: Eukaryota; Viridiplantae; Streptophyta; Magnoliopsida; Aquifoliales; Aquifoliaceae. The record is from the annotation of a GenBank genome assembly.
GCUCAUGGAAGCUUAGCUUGCUUGGAAGAAGAGAGAGUGGGGCUCUUGAAAUUGAAAGAAGCCUUCCAUCACCCAAAUGCGUCUGCUUCUCUUCCUUCAUGGCGGGUUGAAGAGAUAGACUGUUGCAGGUGGGAAAGGGUCACGUGCGAUAGCAUGACAAAGCGAGUGAUAGGACUCUCUCUCAGUGAUGCAAGACAACUGGAGUUAUUCAACUUUUCCUUCCUCAACGCCUCCUUCUUCCUCAACGCCUCUUUGUUCCUUCCCUUUCAGGAACUACAAAAUUUAAGCUUGGGCUGGAACUCUCUUACAG